AUGGAUUCCACCCCCACGUUCUCUUACACAGUCUCUCCUCGUCCGGCCAGCGUCCCGCAUUGGAUUUUCGACAUCUGGUCCAUCGACGUUCUCAAACGUAACAUCCGUCUCUCGAGCUACGUGGACACGUCCGAGUACGACGGUGUGACCCUGCCUCUUCCCGACCGAACCCACGCCGCUCGCGCGGGCUCCAUGGCUCACCUCAAGCCUUUGAAUCACAACGCGAUCCUCGAGAUCACUCGCGGCGCAAACACGGGAACUUCAGCACGUGCAACGCGUGUCGCCUCGUUGUACCGCGCCCUGUUCGCCCCCAUCACAGCCUGUCUCUACGAUUUCGGCGUCACGAAGGAACUCUACGCCGGGAUCUUGAAAGAGAUAAGCGACUACCUAAGGAGAAAUCCGCGAGAGAUUGGAGGAGAGAUGGAGGUGAAGAUCUGGAGGACGAUAACACAGACGGUGCAGAGACAUGACGAUCCUCAUGUCGAUGCAUAUGUCGAGAGGGUACUGCGUAGGAGCUUGUUGUUGGCUCGUCGGAAACCUGUCCCUGCGGAUUCAUCGGCCAUCGAUUCCCUCGAACAGAUUAGAUUUUCGCGGGAAUGCGUGAUAUGUAAGGACGAUUUCGAAGACGGCUCGAUGGUCACUCAACUGCCUUGUGAUCAUCUGUUUCAUGGAGAUUGCAUCAAGACUUGGUUCCAGAUCAAUCGAGGCUGUCCUCUCUGUCGUAAACCCGUAUCUUAG
Messenger RNA from Tarenaya hassleriana, 738 nucleotides. RefSeq names its product E3 ubiquitin-protein ligase SGR9, amyloplastic. The transcript has a single exon. The record is from RefSeq and is a predicted model, not a curated record. Bases 1 to 738 code for a protein of 245 amino acids. Lineage: Eukaryota; Viridiplantae; Streptophyta; Magnoliopsida; Brassicales; Cleomaceae.